AGGAGGCCUGGGUGCAGGGGGCGGGGCCUGCGGCCUGCGGCUGAGGCGGCCCGGCGGGGUCCGAGCAUCCCGCGGCUUCGGACCCGCCCGGCCGGGACAUGGCGAGCGUCCGGGCCUCCCCACGGGGCGCUCUGCUGCUGGUGCUGGCCGUGGCGGGGGUCGCGGAGGUGGCGGAGGGCCUCGCCCCCGGCAGCGCGGGUGCAGCAUGUUGUAACCAUUCAAAGGAUAACCAAAUGUGCCGUGAUGUAUGUGAACAGAUUUUCUCCUCAAAAAGCGAAUCCCGCCUAAAACAUCUAUUACAACGAGCCCCAGAUUAUUGUCCAGAAACAAUGAUGGGAAAAUGA
Molecule: messenger RNA, 344 nt
Organism: Nannospalax galili (Upper Galilee mountains blind mole rat)
Lineage: Eukaryota; Metazoa; Chordata; Mammalia; Rodentia; Spalacidae
Product: reversion-inducing cysteine-rich protein with Kazal motifs-like
Exons: 4
Coding region: 99-344 (81 amino acids)
Source: RefSeq, a predicted model, not a curated record